Nymphaea colorata (pocket water lily) is the source of this 1414-nucleotide messenger RNA. Its product is annotated as barley B recombinant-like protein D. The coding region runs from base 298 to 1125 and encodes 275 amino acids. Gene Ontology annotation, molecular function: DNA-binding transcription factor activity; sequence-specific DNA binding. The transcript has 4 exons. Gene Ontology annotation, biological process: response to ethylene. The record is from RefSeq and is a predicted model, not a curated record. Gene Ontology annotation, cellular component: nucleus. Lineage: Eukaryota; Viridiplantae; Streptophyta; Magnoliopsida; Nymphaeales; Nymphaeaceae.
AAGGAAAGAGAAAGAGAGAGGACGACGAUCCCGGAGGGAAGAAAAAUCGCGUGGCUUUCUCUCCAGUAGCGGAACGAUUGCUUGCAUCUAAGCAUCUUCUUAGUCGAUUUGGUAGCCGACAAGAAAUUUAGGGAUAGUUGGGCAAUGAGAGCAGCUAUUCAAUCUCUUCUCUGUUGCUAAAGUUGAAUGGACAAUGGCAGAAGGCGGUCAAAGGGAAAAUGGAAGGCACAAACCAGAUCAGUUCAAACCUGUGCUUUCUCAUCAGUUUGUGGCUGACAGUGGAUAGCACAACAGUCAAUGAAGGAUCACGCAGCUAUAAAGUUGAUGGGCAUUAUGGCCGAGAGAGAUGCUGCAAUCCAGCAGAGGGAUGCAGCUGUGAACGAGAAGAAGUCUGCACUGGCCGAGAGGGACCUGGCUUACAUGCAACGGGAUGCUGCCUUUGCUGAGAGGAAUGCAGCUAUCAUGGAACGUGAUGCAGCCAUUUCGGCUCUCGAGUAUGCAAGGGAGAAUGGCAUGCCCUGCCCCUCAAGCACUCAUGGCGCCAAUCCGCGUCCAGGCAGUAAGCACUUGCAUGCAGACAUGGCCUAUCACCCGAGAGAUAACUCGGCUGCCGACGCCUUUCCAAUUGCAGUAUCAGACCAGGUUCUCAACGUAAAACCCAGGCGUAUGAAGCGACCACGGAAAGAAAGCAAAACAGUAAGUAGCCCCAGAAUGCCAAGGGCAAGGAAAUCCAGGCGGCAGGCAACAGGCGAGGAUCUCAACAAGCAGCUCUCAGUGACCAAGCACGAGUGGAAGGAUCAAGACUUGGGACUGAACCAAGUGACGUUCGAUGACACAACAAUGCCGAUCCCCGUCUGCUCCUGCACUGGCUCCUUCCAGCAGUGCUACAAGUGGGGCAAUGGAGGCUGGCAGUCUGCGUGCUGCACGACCACCAUAUCCAUGUACCCGCUGCCCGUAAUGCCUAACAAGAGGCACGCCCGCAUGAGCGGCCGAAAGAUGAGCGGCAGCGCCUUCAACAAAUUGCUCAACAAGCUCGCAGCCGAGGGCCAAGACUUGUCUCUGCCAGUGGAUCUCAAGGAUCACUGGGCCAAGCACGGAACGAACCGGUAUAUCACCAUUAAAUAGAUAAAUCGUAAAACAGAACACCGUGACGCGUUUUUGUUGAUUUCGUGCAUCCCUUAAACGUGUGCACGAUUGCAUGCAUAGUUGGGUUUUGAAGGGGAAACUCUGCAUCGUCUGUAUAUUACGUGGGAUUAUCUCUGAUGAAUGGUGGCUUUCGUCCACAAGGUUGCAUGCCUCGUCAAGGGAAAAGGUUGUAGUGCAAUUAGUAGGAUUGAUGUGUGUACAAAGAAGGCAACACUUCUUUAGCUAAUCUCUUCAAAGGAAUCGAGGUUUUCUGUUUUUUGAUAGGCAA